AUGCCGGAGGCUGUAGCAAAUCCCGCAGUCGCUGCGCCCGUGGAGCCCGUCAAAGUGGCCCCCUCCAGUGCCAGUAGCGCCACGUCGACACCCAGCAGUCCCAUGAGCAGCACCAGCAGCACGGCGGACCUCAGCCAGCAAGUGCAGGCAGCGCUGAAUCGUCUGCUUAGUGUGAGCUCCGCGUUCAAGGACUUGCAGCCGGGUAAGGACACGCAGGUCUCCACCCGAGAGGAAACUAUUGCCAUGAUGCAGCAUUACCUUAAGCGGCUGCAACUCGAUGACGUCGUGGACAGUGGCGCCCCCAGAGCUCUCUCGGUGGUGCAUGUGGCGGGUACCAAAGGCAAGGGAUCCACCUGUGCCAUGGUGGAACGUAUCCUGCGUCAGGCAGGCUACAAGACUGGACUCUUCACUUCGCCGCAUCUCGUUUCUCCCUGCGAACGCUUUCGCAUCAAUGGAAAACCCAUUGCAGACGACGUGUUCUUGAGGCAUUUCAACGCGGCUCGGACCUGGCGGACGGUGGAUGCGACGAAUGUGUUUCCGCAAGCCUGUAGUUUUGUGGAGGGUCGCCGCUUGACCUGGAUCACACUCGCCGUGCUGGGCGAGACGCUGGAUCUGAUUGCGUAUGCCAAGGCUGGAAUUCUCAAGCCUGACGUGCUCGCUUUCACUACUGCUCAGGAUCCGAUAGCGAUGCAAAUGCUGGAGAAAUGUGCCUCGGAGACGAGCACGCCACUGGUUUGUAUUCCGACUCUCGAUGGUUUUGGACCGGACGGGGUCAACUGCAAACUGGGUCUACACGGAGACUACCAGCGCACGAACGCAGGUCUUGCCGUGGCGUUAGCGUCGACGUGGCUGCGAAACAAGCGUGGUGGGGACGCUACUGCCCAGCUGGACUUCGCUGGUGCUCUUGAGCCGGUUGUGAAGGAAGGAUUGAAGCUUGCGUUCUGGCCUGGCCGAGCGCAGUUGUGGGAGGACGAAGCUCACAGAAUGCGUUUCUAUAUUGACGGCGCGCACACGCUGCGUAGUCUUGAAUGCUGUGCGAAGUGGUUCCGCCAGGCUGCAAUUCGAACAACACCUGCCGAUAAGCGAGUUCUCAUUUUUACUAUCCAUCACGAACGCAACGUGGCACAGCUCUUUGAGCCGCUGUUGUUGCAGCACUUUGACCGUGUCUACUUUUGUCCGACGAGCUCAUCGCGCCCGAGUCUGGCUAAGGUUCACACGUUCUCAGAGGCCCUUGAGAUUGCCGGGCUCCAGCACGUGCUGGCUGCGUACUUACCAGAGGAAUUGGUGGCGCUCGAUGACGUGACUAAUGAGCCGCACGCAUGGCAAUCUACGCUCUCACGAAUCUGGACCGGAUUGAAGACUUAUGUGAUCAAGGAGGAUCAGAGCAAGUGCGUCGUUGCGGUGAAGGACUCGGUCGUGGACUGCAUCAAUGAGCUACGCGAGCUUUCUGAUGAGUCUGAAGCUUCAUUUAUCGAGGGAGAAGCCACGGAGGUCGAUGACCAGUGGGAUGAGAACUGGAGUGUCCUAGUGACGGGAUCAUUAUACCUCGGCGGCGAGGCGCUAGACUUCUUGGGCUGGCAGGAGUAA
Molecule: messenger RNA, 1587 nt
Organism: Phytophthora infestans T30-4
Lineage: Eukaryota; Oomycota; Peronosporomycetes; Peronosporales; Peronosporaceae
Product: folylpolyglutamate synthase, putative
Exons: 2
Coding region: 1-1587 (528 amino acids)
Biological process (GO): tetrahydrofolylpolyglutamate biosynthetic process
Cellular component (GO): mitochondrion; cytosol; cytoplasm
Molecular function (GO): ATP binding; tetrahydrofolylpolyglutamate synthase activity
Source: RefSeq, a predicted model, not a curated record